This is a messenger RNA of Ruditapes philippinarum (Manila clam), 2595 nucleotides long. Its product is annotated as phosphoenolpyruvate carboxykinase, cytosolic [GTP]-like. Gene Ontology annotation, biological process: response to starvation; hepatocyte differentiation; cellular response to dexamethasone stimulus. Gene Ontology annotation, cellular component: mitochondrion; cytosol. Gene Ontology annotation, molecular function: phosphoenolpyruvate carboxykinase (GTP) activity; GTP binding; manganese ion binding. The record is from RefSeq and is a predicted model, not a curated record. The transcript has 8 exons. Lineage: Eukaryota; Metazoa; Mollusca; Bivalvia; Venerida; Veneridae. The coding region runs from base 115 to 2079 and encodes 654 amino acids.
AUGCGCAUGCGUCACGGGUAUAAUAUAUAGAGUGGCCUUCUCUGUGACGAAUACAUUAGUGCAUUGGAAAGUCUAAAUGAGUGCGAAACAUCAAAAAAGAACAAAAUCUCGAAAAUGGGAAUCGAUAAUACCACAAGAGUUAAAUCGUCGGAAAUGUUUGCUUCGCAUUUCCUUAACGAGUCCGCAAAGUCGGACAAGUAUGCCAGCGUUAUUGAGCAUCAGAAAGCAUACACCGUACUGUACGGAAACCUGAACAAACUUCCAGCCCGUGUGCGGUAUUUUGUUGAGGAAAAUGCUAAAGUCUGUCAGCCGGAUACGAUUCAUAUAUGUGACGGCACGGACCGGGAGAAAGACCUUCUUUACUAUAUACUGCAACGAGAUGGGACCAUCAAGCCACUGCCAAAAUAUGAAAACUGUUGGUUGACUUCUACGGACCCAGCAGACGUUGCCCGAGUUGAGAGUCGAACAUUUAUAUCGACACAAGAGGAACAUGACACCGUACCGAGAUCCAAACCAGGGAUCAAGUGCACCCUUGGCAACUGGAUGUCUCCCACAGACUUGCAGUCCGCUCUUGACACCAGAUUUCCUGGCUGUAUGAAAGGUCGCACAAUGUACGUAAUACCAUUUAGCAUGGGCCCAGUUGGUUCCAAACUUUCCAAAAUUGGUGUCCAGCUCACAGAUUCAGCCUAUGUUGUUGUCAGUAUGCGUGUAAUGACCCGGAUUGGUUCCCGCGUGCUAGAUGCACUGAAAGACGGCGAGUUCAUAAAAUGCCUUCAUUCUGUGGGCAAACCUAUAACGCCAGGGAUCAGUGCCGGAAAUGCUAUGACAUCAUGGCCAUGUAAUCCAAGGGACACAAUCGUCGCUCAUCUUCCGGAACGAAACGAGAUCUGUUCGUAUGGAAGCGGUUAUGGUGGAAACUCGUUGCUAGGCAAGAAGUGCUUUGCACUUCGACUGGGUUCUAUUUUAGCUAGAAGGGAAGGAUGGUUUGCCGAACAUAUGUUGAUAAUGGGGGUUGAAAAUCCGAAAGGUCAGAAGAAAUACUUUGCGGCAGCUUUUCCUAGCGCUUGCGGAAAAACAAACCUGGCGAUGAUGGAACCAACGUUGCCGGGAUACAAGGUCACGUGUGUAGGGGACGAUAUCGCGUGGAUGAGAUUUGAUGAACAUGGUCAGUUGCGUGCUAUAAAUCCGGAGGCUGGUUUCUUCGGUGUCGCUCCAGGAACGUCAAUGAAAACCAAUCCUAAUGCGAUGCGAUCUGUACUAAAGAACAGUAUAUUUACCAACGUAGCGUCUACAAAUGAUGGCGGUGUAUUCUGGGAAGGAAUGGAAUCGGAAGUACCGGAUAAUGCCUCGAUCACGUCCUGGACGGGUACGGAAAAUUGGACCAAAGAUACCGGCAAAACGGCUGCACAUCCAAACUCUAGAUUCUGUACCCCGGCAGAUCAGUGUCCAAUCAUUGAUGAGAACUGGGAGAAUCCAGAAGGAGUACCCAUCGAGGGUAUUAUAUUUGGUGGAAGGCGACCGGAAGGUGUCCCUUUGGUAUAUGAGGCGUUCGAUUGGCAACAUGGCGUAUUUGUCGGCGCUUCUUUAAAAUCUGAGACCACAGCUGCCGCUGAGUACAAAGGUAAAGCCAUCAUGCACGAUCCGUUUGCUAUGCGACCAUUUUUUGGAUACAAUUUUGGUCAUUAUCUGGAUCAUUGGCUCAGUUUCCAGAACAAACCGGAAGUUCACCUACCAAAGAUCUUCCAUGUCAACUGGUUCCGAAAAGGUCCAGAUGGAUUUCUGUGGCCAGGAUUCGGCGAAAAUUCGCGAGUAUUGGACUGGAUGUUUCGUCGUAUAGACGGGGAAGACUGUGCUAUGACGUCAGCCGUUGGCCUAAUUCCAAAGCCAGGAUCCAUCAACAUGUCCGGGCUAGAACAGGAAGUGGACGAAGACGCUUUAUUUGAUCUUUCUAAGGAAUUCUGGGAAGCGGAAGUGAAAGAACUUGGGAAAUAUUUUGAUGAGCAAGUCGGUGAAGAUUUGCCGUCAAGUAUACGACAAGAAUUGUGUAACCUUGGAGAGAGAGUUAACAGUGACUUGUAAUAUGAUUGUUUUUGAUGUUAUAUAUAUAUAACAUGAAUCUCAUAAUCUUUGUAACAUACAAAUAGUAAAACAGAUGGCCCUGUUCCAAAUCAAUGCACAUGGAAAGAAAGUGAGGUAUUCCGAACAAACACAUUCCUCAUUAAAAUGACUCAGCGAUUUUAAUCUUUUUCUUUCAGUUCUUGAAUAUUAAACUCUUUUUUUUUCUUUUUUUGACCUUCCCACCGAUUUAUUUUUGUCUUAGUUGAUCUGAAUACAUGAACGAUUUUUUUUUCAAAAUUAAUUCUUGUUUAAGUUUUAUUUUCGCAAGAAAGGUCAUUUGUUUUGCCAUCAUAUCAAAACAUCAUGAAAUAAAAAAUACAUUUGAUAGUUUAUAUAAAGGACUGCUGAAGAAAAAAGAACCUACUUGAUAAGUCAGUUUUAUGUUUAUUACAUUGACUUGUGUUUUAUUUCAAACAAAAUGUUCUUUCAUUGCAUACUGUAAUUGUGACAAUGUUUAAAAUUACAAAAUAAUGUGUU